AUGGAGGAAAACAAGGCACCGCCUGUUCCCUAUCUGUACCUGUAUAGUAAUGGUCUAGUGAAUCGUGCUCUACCUGUCAGAGUUGUUAGUUCCUGUAACCUCGAUAUCUACACCUUUCCCUUCGACAUACAAAACUGCACAUUUACCUUCAACUCCUACUUGCACUAUGCAUCCGAUAUAAAGAUUUUUCUUGGAAGAUCUGCGGAACUAAUAACACAGAUCUCCAAGAGUGUGAUGGCCACCAUGGGUGAAUGGGAGCUGCUGGAAAUCACCGCCUAUAAAGUCAAUCAUGAUGGAGAGAAUGAGAAUUUUUAUUAUGAUGAGCUUGAAUAUCAUAUCAGAUUGAGGCGCCGGCCCACUAUGUAUGUGGUCAACCUCCUCCUACCCAGCUGCUUUCUCAUCACAGUCGACCUCUUCAGCUUCCUGCUGCCACCACAGAGCGUGGACAGGUCCGCCUUCAAGAUGACCCUCAUCCUCGGCUACACCGUCUUCCUCCUAAUCAUGAAUGACCUGCUGCCGGUCACCGGAAACACCAUACCCCUCAUAAACGUGUUCUUUUCUCUCUGCCUGGCUCUGAUGGUGGCCAGUCUGCUGGAAACAAUCCUCAUCACCAACCUGCUCUGUGGGUCUGCUGACUUCUCUCCUGUCCCUCACUGGAUGCGAGUCCUUGUUCUGCAAUUUCUGGGUGUUAUUGUUUGUAUGCCACGAAUGAAUAAGAAGCCAAGAGUUUCAGAAAUAGACCUUAAGACCAGGACUGCUGUGGCAACUAUUGAAACUUAUGUGGGGCCUCACGAGCCAAAGGGGCAAUCAGCGGAGGACCUGGCUGUGUAUGAGCUCAAGAAACUGGGCAAGGACCUCCAGGCCAUUCGCCUGAAGGUUGAUCAGGAGCUAAAGGACAGCCAAAGCUCAGAGGACUGGAUGCAGGUGGGUUUCAUCAUAGACCGUCUGCUGUUUGGCCUCUACAUUCUCUUCAUCUCAGUCAGCUUUAUCACCAUCAUCAUUAUCUGGGUGAACUUGUACAAUAAGUAG
Molecule: messenger RNA, 1029 nt
Organism: Oreochromis aureus
Lineage: Eukaryota; Metazoa; Chordata; Actinopteri; Cichliformes; Cichlidae
Product: 5-hydroxytryptamine receptor 3A-like
Exons: 5
Coding region: 1-1029 (342 amino acids)
Biological process (GO): signal transduction; chemical synaptic transmission; nervous system process
Cellular component (GO): membrane; synapse; neuron projection
Molecular function (GO): transmembrane signaling receptor activity; neurotransmitter receptor activity; extracellular ligand-gated monoatomic ion channel activity
Source: RefSeq, a predicted model, not a curated record